Anopheles funestus (African malaria mosquito) is the source of this 3845-nucleotide messenger RNA. RefSeq names its product scavenger receptor class B member 1-like. NCBI's taxonomy places the organism in Eukaryota, Metazoa, Arthropoda, Insecta, Diptera, Culicidae. The coding region runs from base 525 to 2063 and encodes 512 amino acids. The record is from RefSeq and is a predicted model, not a curated record. The transcript has 8 exons. Gene Ontology annotation, molecular function: scavenger receptor activity. Gene Ontology annotation, cellular component: cytoplasm; membrane.
ACUGAUCGUAUGGGCGAUCGCGCAACGCACAUCGGACGGUUCAGUCGGUUGGUUGAACUCGACACGUUCGGAAUAUCGUAGCUUUCCAUCCAACAACGUUUCCGUGUAUGUGUGCUGUUCCGUACCAAAGUUCGAUUGUGUUGCGAAAACAAAACAAAAAAAUCACCCCCGAAAUUGAUGCCAGUUCCCAGCCAGCUUUAGCAAACAAAAGGCUCCUACGCGUGGCCUUUACUUACGGUGAGGAUCAAGUGUGAUCGUAACCUCCCGUGUGCGUGUUUGUGCAUAUGUUUGUGUCACAGUGAUUGGUGUUGUGUGAAAAUCAUCUCCACUUCACGAAGGGGUGCUGACAUCAUCCAACGGUCCUUGCUGGUUCAAGGGGCUUUCCGCUCAACUUGAGUGAGACAGAUCCGAACAGAAACGAUCGCCGAAGCCGUCUACUAGUGUUGCCACCUCGGCCGGAUCGGUUCACCUAGCAGCAGAUUCGUCGCAGAGGGAAACCAAAAAAAGGUCGGAACCAGCUCAUCAUGUUUCUCGGAAGGCGCAACUUUAAGCUGUGGUUUGUGAUAGCAUUCGCGCUAAGCUUGCUAGUGCUUGGUGUUCUAGUCACAUUCGGAUUUACGGCCUUUAUCAGAACCGUCAUCGAUCACCAGGUGGCACUGAGGGUGGGCGGACAAUCGUUCGGCUGGUGGUCACGACCACCGGUCGAACCGAUCAUCCGCAUCUUCGUCUACAACGUCACGAAUGCCGACGAGUUCCUGAACAACGGCACCAAACCCAUACUGGAUGAGCUUGGACCAUACGUUUAUGUUCAAACAUGGGAAAAGGUCAACAUUAAAGAGAACCCGAACGGCACGAUCAGCUACAACCAGAAGCGGGUGUACAUCUUCAACGAGGAUCUGUCCGGCGGUCUGGAAGAUGAUGUAGUCAUCGUACCGAACAUACCGAUGCUGAGCGCCACGUCGCAGAGUAAACAUGCCGCACGGUUUCUACGACUAGCGAUGGCGAGCAUUAUGGACAUCCUGAAGAUAAAACCAUUCGUCGAGGUAUCGGUCGGUCAACUGCUUUGGGGUUACGAAGAUCCACUCCUGAAGCUGGCGAAGGAUGUGGUGCCGAAGGAGCAGAAACUACCGUACGAAGAGUUUGGUCUGAUGUACGGCAAAAACAGCACCUCGAAGGACACUGUGACUGUUUGGACCGGUGUGGACGAUAUCAAUCAGUACGGUAUCAUCGACAAAUAUAAUGGCCGUUCGCACCAAACACACUGGCUGUCGGAACAGUGUAACCGACUGAACGGUACGGACGGUUCCAUCUUCCCACCGCGCAUUACCAAAAAUUCCACGCUCAAUGUGUACGAGAAGGAUCUGUGCCGGCUGUUACCGCUGAGCUUCGAGAAGGAAGUUACCAUCCGUGGUGGCGUAAAGGGAUACCGGUUUACACCCUCGCCGGAUGUGUUUGCCUCGGUCGAGAAGAACCCAAACAACAUGUGCUACUGUCCAGCCGGACCACCGUGCGCCCCGCACGGACUGUUCAAUGUAUCGCUCUGCCAGUAUGACUCGCCGAUUUUGCUCAGUUUUCCACAUUUCUACAUGGCUGACCAAACGCUACGAACGGCAGUGGAAGGUAUUUCACCGCCCGAAAAAGACAAGCAUCAGCUAUUCAUCGAUGUGCAACCGGAGAUGGGUACCGCACUGAGGGCACGUGCACGCAUCCAGAUCAACCUUGCCGUCAGCCAGGUGGUAGACAUCAAACAGGUUGCCAACUUCCCGGACAUUGUGUUCCCGAUCCUAUGGUUCGAGGAGGGCAUCGAUUCGCUGCCGGACGAAAUAUUGGACCUGAUGAAGAUAGCCACCAAUAUUCCACCGCGGGCCAAGUUCAUACUGACGAUCGCACUGUUCGGGCUCGGUGGGUUCCUGUUCGUCGUAGCCGUUAUCUGUCUCGUGCGAAAGUCACACCGCCAGAGCACGCUGCACCUGGAGGGUUCCAACUAUCUAGCGACCGCGUCGGUCGAUCAGGCCAAAAAGAAGGCCAAGAUGGACAAUGGAAUGAACAGCAAGAGUAACUAGAUUACCGCGCUAGUGGUACGUGAUACGGUUACAACUUCUUCGUCCAAGCCUGCAAAGGCAAACGCGAUCGCGGUGAUACGUACCGGUGUAUAGGCAGAAAACCAUUAAGAGACUCAUCGUUUUGUGAGUGAAAUCACGUAGAAUCCCGCUUGUGACACCACAUUGAAAGCCAUUUGCGGGGAAAAGUUUGAACAGGUGUGUCAUGCGACAAUUGGAUUUGGUCGCUCGUACAGUACUUAACACUAUCACAGUAGAGGAUUAGGCUAGAUGGAGAUGAAUCUGAUAGAAGAAAAACGGGAACAAACAAUCAACCAUUCUUGAAAUUUCUUCAAUCUUCGGUGUAAGUAAUGGCCCAAAACAUUAUGCCUAGGAAUGAUUGAUCAAAAGCAUAAGGAAAAGAGAAAACAAAAAUGUAACAGAUGCUUACAAAAAAAAACUGCAAUCUGUUAACGAAUAACGCCUAGCGUACGGUUUAGUUUUUGGGGGCCGGAAGGGAAACUUACAACCAAUUAUUACAACCUUCCAAUUAUUUUAUGUGAUUUAUACAAACGAAAACAAAUGGGGGAAAUAUUACUGAUACUGAGAUACAUAUACCAUCGAAAAGGGAAAUGGCGCCCAGGGCCAUACACGGAUACUGAGCUGAAGGGGGGCUUCCGCCCCCCCCAAAAAGUCCACCUCCAAAGUCGUCUAUAGCUGUUCCAGUGGAUGGUGUAUGUGUGUUAGGUUAUGGGAAACUGUUUACUGCUGCUAGGAAGAGACAACUAGGUACACUUUAUGUGGAAGGUUUUAACAAAAAACUACAAACCCUCCCUAUUAUUUCAUACACCAACUUAUAUUUGCUCAAUUUACAGAAUUUUGACGGUGUGUGACGAUUUUUUUUUUUUAAAUGGCAACCCUAAAUUAUAAACUUUGGGAAAACACAUUUUGCUAAUACGCAUUUGUGUGUGUGUGUGUUUCCACAUCACUACGUCAUGCGAGACACAAUUUAAAUUUAGUAAUUACAACUUGAGUAUACUAAAAAAAAUCACAAAAACAAACAGCAAUAUAUUGUUAUUGGCCUUGAAAAAUAUGAAAAUUGUAAUAUCUCACUCACACGCACAGACACAGCUGUAUCUAUAUACCGGAAAGACAAUUUUUGGAACAAUUGUUCCGGCAUUAAAAAACAAAAACAAAAAGGCUGGUAAUUUAUUGCUGACUACACACCUUGACGUAGUGCUUCAGUUGCCAAAAUGUAAAUGUUACGAUUUUGCUAACCUUCUCUUUGCUAUUAUUAGUGGUAGCAAAACGUCCCUUUUACAAACAAAAAAAAACCCCUUACACCACUGUGUGUACUGUAAAAUGUAAUAUGUUAGCUCGUAAGUGUAUAAAUAGGUACGGUGGCUAAGGUGUCCUGGUGGGGAUAAAAUGUAAUUCAUAAAGAAACAACAAAAAAAGCAAACAAACACACACACACACAGAAAAGGGAACGGUUUUGAGUAGAAACAUCAUAUGGAAAAUACACAUUAAAUGUAAGUGAUUAUUACAACAACAAGAACACACAAAAAACCCGUGACAUUCGAUGAUGAGGAUCGCACCGAAGCGAGUGAUGGGUACACAUUGUAUCGAAUAGUUUAGGAUUGAUUGAGGAAUGACUCGAUGGCAAAAUGGAUUUGCACCGGGGCAUCGUGGGUGACUAGAAAUUUCGGGUUCGGCCGCGCGUUACGGGCGUCCACGGUGCCACGGUGUUACGCUUUUGUACGAUGGAAACAGAGUGGACAGAAAUAAAACGAGAACAACAGUAUA